Caenorhabditis briggsae is the source of this 1992-nucleotide messenger RNA. The record is from RefSeq and is a predicted model, not a curated record. Lineage: Eukaryota; Metazoa; Nematoda; Chromadorea; Rhabditida; Rhabditidae. Gene Ontology annotation, biological process: negative regulation of gene expression. The coding region runs from base 1 to 1992 and encodes 663 amino acids. The transcript is spliced from 8 exons. Gene Ontology annotation, cellular component: cytoplasm.
AUGACUCAACGCGUCCCGUACAACGCCAUGUUUUUGCCACCACAGGACCAGCCACCACAGGACCAACCGCCGACGGCCCGUCAAUUAUUCACAAUGCACGAUUUCCCGCCGAUUGGAGCCUCGACACCAGAAGUCCCGCCCACUUCCAGCCAAGCUCCGCCCACAAAUCAAACUCACGCUCAGCCGGCGAAAAUGAUGCAACAAGGACAGGAGAUUCAAGAAAUUCAAUAUAAUUCCACCCUAGACGUCGUCACAAGCUCCGCCCACCAAGGCCACGCCCACUCGGAGCACACCUUCUCCAGAAGCUCCGCCCACUUUCGAGAGUUUGUGCCGAGAAGCAAGAUGGUGGAGGUAGGCCACGCCCCAGCAGGCCACGCCCACUCAAGCCAUGCCAACUCGGACUACGGCUACUUAGGGCCCACCCCUUCAGGCUCCGCCCCCUCGGCAGGCCCCGCCCACUUUGGAGAGUUUGCACCAAUAAGACAAGCUCCUGGCCCCGCCCACUCGGACCUCUUAAGCCCCGCCCCCUCGUUGCUCCGCCCACUACCACCGCAUCUUCCAAUGUACGCCCAACAAAACUAUCAAAAAGUACAGUAUCCUGGAAAUUUGGAAAAUUCGGGACCGAAUUAUUUUCUGGGAGCCGAAUCUUCCCGAACUAUGAGAGGACAUGGAGUGCUGACAUGGCUCUCGCCAAAGGCUGGAAUCCUCAAAACCAGUGACAAUAGGACGGUCUCGUUUCAAGCCAAUGUAUUUUGUGAUCCAGCGUCACUAAGGCCCAGUAUCCAAGGGUACAUCGAAAAAGGGUACAUCGAGUUCUUAGGGUACAUUGGUUCCAAGGGUACAUUGGAUUGUUCGGUACAUGGUCUCAACGAUCUGACACACUGUCUUCACGUCGGCUUCACACUGAAAUUCGUCGCCCAACACAGUAGCGGCACGGACUACAGCGCCACACACGUUUCGCCGUUUUUUGGCUACGAAGCCAAAGAAAUCUUUAGGGAUUCCAAGAAUCCAGUGGAUUUGGACUCUUUUCUUCCCCCUGGUGCACGUGGCAAGCUGGAAUACAAUUUGGAUCUCGAGUUUCAAGCCUACGAAGCCUUUCUUGCCGCUUUUGAGAAGCUAGGAUCCUGUAGAAUUCCGUUGAACAGUUUCCACUCUCAAAUGAGCAAUACGAUUGAUGAGCCACUAUUCCGCUACAUUGGAACGUCGGCAAUGAAACGCCGGAACUUUGUCGAACGCCGCACACACUUGUUUUGUCUACAAAGUGACGAUUCGAUGAUUUUGCAGUACCCCACAAUCUACCGUGCCGUCCUGCUCCUCUCAAACUAUUUGCUCCGUCACGGAGGCGUUAUGGCCAUUGAGGAUCUCUACGCAUUUUUCACGGAGCCUGGAAAAGUGGACCCAUCGAUUUUGACCCAUAUCGGCGCCGAUCGUCCCCAAUUUAUGCAAUUGCUCUCCGCCCAUCCCUACAUUUUCUCCAUUUUUCCAAAUCGUGCCUUUGUGGCGGCCCGUCGCAAUUUGCCCGAUUUUGAUUAUCCCGGAUUCGUCAAUCGAUACUUUCCGGACCUGAUGCCCCGCCCACAACGGGUCCAACAGGCUCCGCCCACUGCUCCGCCCACGCAGCGGGAGGCGGUACCCGGCGGAUUCUACGAAUACGGACACAAUGUGAACACGUGGAUUCAAAAUGUGGCUCAAGAAGUGGGCGGAGCCCAUGAGCAGCUGUCUCGAGAGUUUGCGCACUUGUUGUCGCUGAAAAAUCCGAUUGGAGCACAUCCGAAGUGCACUUGCAAGUGCUCGUGUGGAGCAAUGCCUCAAGGAGCAGCUCAGGCGGCUUCAAAUUCUGGAAUCUUUGGCUCGGUGCGAGCUCCGAGCAACGAGACGGCUGGAAGUUCGGAAGAUCCAAAUCCAAGAAUCGGCAUUCAAAAUUACAACUUGUUUGGUGCCGACGAUCCACAAGGCGGCAAUUUCGAUGCUCUUCGUUUUGGAAAUUUCUAG